Molecule: messenger RNA, 966 nt
Organism: Notodromas monacha
Lineage: Eukaryota; Metazoa; Arthropoda; Ostracoda; Podocopida; Cyprididae
Source: the annotation of a GenBank genome assembly
AUGUUCGCAGUGAUUUUUACGCAGCUGUCGAAACGAGAUGACAGUUCUUUCGGCUACGACAUCACCGUUGUUGUGGUUCUCAUAGAAUUGGGGAAAUUGAUUGCAGCCCUGGCUCUUUGUUUCAAACUAUAUGACGUAAAUAUGGAAACAUUGGUCGCGACGCUGACGAGUGAAAAUGGGCGCACGACAGCGGCAUUGUACUUGAUCCCAGCUGGUCUGUACGUCUUGUACAACAACUUGACUUUCAUCAACAUGUUGUCGUUUGACGCUGUGACCUACACAGUGUUGUCGCAGUGCAGAAUCAUCCUAACCGGGAUUGUUUUCCAGAUAUUUUUCAAGCGUAAGUUGACGAGGAUGCAGUGGUUUUCCUUGUUUCUCCUGACCGUGGGUUGCGUGGUGAAAGACGUUGGGGCAACAGCGAGCAAAAGGUCAGCUGAUGGAGUCGGGGAUCAGGAAGCCCUCAUGGGUUAUCUUUGGGGAGCCAUACAGGCCGCUUUGAGGCCCGAAUUGGCCGUCUUGCUGCUGCAGCAAGUGGCAUCUAGCUGCGCCGGAGUGUACAAUGAAGUCCUGCUGAAGCAACGCAGCUGCGACAUCCCGUUGAUGAUGCAGAACGUGUACAUGUGUUUCAACUCCAUUCUUUUCAACUUGGUGGCGCUAGGAGUCAUGGGCAAGCUCGGCUCACUCCCAUCUCUAAUAGUUGAGGUAGCUUCACAGCCAGUGGUGAUGCUGGUGGUGGCCUGUGGCACCUGCUAUGGACUCAUCGCCAGUGUGCUCCUCAAAGAGCUCAACUCCAUUUUGAAAACAUACGCAGCAGCAGUGGAGAUCUUUUUGUGUGGCAUAGCGUCCCACUUGAUCCUCGGCACUGUCAUUGACGAUGCUGGAGGCAAUGACCAGGAGCAGCAGCAACAGAGCUACGACAACAAGCGAAGUCUCUUGUUUCCGUCGGGACUGAAGACAGAAUGUUGA